AUGUCCAUCUACUCAGAUCCCCCGGCGCUGCGAGCGUUUUCUGAGGACAAGCCCUCGCUGCUUGUCUGCUGGUGGGCCACAAUCUUCUGCGCCCUUAUGAUCCUGUUUCGCAUCGCCGGCCGAUUUAUCCGAACCGAAAAGCUCUUCUCCGAAGACAAGUUCGCCGCCGUCGCCCUGGUCCCCUUGUUCCUGCGCAUGGGCUGCGUCCACUUCAUCCUCACCCACGGCACCAACAAUGCCGAUUUCACCGGCGUCACACUUACCCCCGACGAGAUUCACAAGAAAUCCGUGGCCAGCGGCCUCGUUCUCCUCAGUCGCAUACUUUAUGCCGCGACACUAUGGAUCCUCAAGGGCACUGUUCUCGAAUUCCUCAGGCGAAUUACCGACCUAUCAUGGCAACAGUCACAAAAGUACACGCUAAUCGCCAUUCGAUGGGCCCUUGGGCUCACCUUCAUCGCCGUCAUCAUUAGCGAUCUUGCCGAAUGCAAUCCCUUUAAGCAUUACUGGCAGGUCUUGCCUGACCCCGGUGGUCAGUGUCGCCAAGGCUAUGUCCAGCUCAUCACCAUGGCCACUUGCAACAUCCUUACCGACCUGAUGCUCGUCAUCUUUCCCAUUCCAAUCAUCAUCCAGAGCCACAUGCCGCUUCGCAGAAAGCUCCAGCUCCUCAUCCUCUUUUCUCUCAGCUUGUCCGUCGUGGCAGUCACCCUCUACAGGGUUCCGCGGAUUAUCGACGUCGAUGGCCGACAGCAGUACCGAUCGCUCUUGGCGUCAGUCGAGUUGAUUUUCGCCACUGCAUCAGCAAACGCCCUUGUUCUGGGCUCAUUCGUCCGAGACCGAGGCGUCAAGAAGCAGAAGCCCAGGCGAACGUCGACUGCCGCCGAGUCUUUCGAACGCACCAACACCAUCCGAAGGCCAACCAUUCACAGACAAUGGGGUAGCGAUGAAGACUUGGUCAGGGAUGUUGGGCUGGCUGUUGAACCUGAACUCCGAGAGCAGCCAGACAGCCCGUCGUCCGAUCUUUACGCACCCAUCCAGCCGAUGAGCUCUAUCGGACAGGACCGCCAACGGCAAUGGCAGCAGCAGCAGCAAGACGAGAGUGCGCAUGAAAGCGCCCAGGAGAGUGCUCAAGCGAGUCAGGACUUGUUGAUCUACAAGACCGAAUCUCAGCACGGUUCUCAGCACGAAUCUCGAAAACUCUCAUUGUUUGAUGUCGGUGGCCUUCUUGAAGAGGGACCCGCCACCAGCAGCGGAAGUUUCCGAAGAGGGAGCAGCUUUACAUCGUCUUCUCAGGAAGCAAGCACCUCUCAAGCCGCCGUCCCGCAGGCGUCCCGAAAAGCUAGCACAAACGGCGUUCGACGUGGCUCAACAGCUUUGUUGCAAGACCUUGGUGGACUUCUGGGCCCCUUGAACUCAAAGUCGUCAGUCCGUUCCAAGCAUAGAACUGGCACUGAAUUGCAACCAAUCCCACAGUCUCAUCAGGAGCACCAUGCUUCUGGAAGCGCAGCGUCAGAUCUCGUUCUCAUGGACCCCGGUGGCCUUUUACGAUCAUGA
Trichoderma harzianum CBS 226.95 is the source of this 1551-nucleotide messenger RNA. RefSeq lists its product as hypothetical. Lineage: Eukaryota; Fungi; Ascomycota; Sordariomycetes; Hypocreales; Hypocreaceae. The transcript is spliced from 2 exons. The record is from RefSeq and is a predicted model, not a curated record. The coding region runs from base 1 to 1551 and encodes 516 amino acids.